AUGACUUUGCCUGCACGCCGUGUGGGACGUGAGGUGCCUGUAGACAGCGAUGGUUGGAUGCAGAGAAUCACGGUUGAUAAUGCCAUCCGCACGGCAAACCCAAAGAAUCCAUCAUCUGUAGUUUCUGCCAUGCGAUUCCUACUACAGAUGGCACGUAAUCUAGAGCAGUACGGUAAUGUAAUGGAAAGUAUCAAGUGUGCUGAGUCCGCACUCCUACUACGAUGUGCCAAUAAGAAAUGUCUUUCCCCACAGUUAUUGAAACCACUCAUUGAUGAAGGAUUAAUGGGCCCUGAUAGUGUAGAAGAUGCAGCAGAACUUGUACUUCGUUGUAAUAGUCAUGCUGUGGCUGCGUUUAAUGCGAAACGCUUUGAUGAGGCGGAAUUCUAUCUUGGUAAGGCUCUUUUUCUUACAGAUGUGCGAGGGACAGAACCUGUGGAUUAUUUCCCUGGUGCGGAAACUCGAAGACUGCGAUUGCGUGCGGCUACGCUGAAUAAUCUUGGAUGUAUGGAGAAAAGACGUGGACAACUACAGAAAUCCCUGCAGUAUCUACGACAGGCGGUAGCAAUUGAGGUGUCUCUUGACAACACCGCACGUGGAUCACCAUCCACAUAUCUUAACCUCUGCACAGUUUUAAAUGAACAACAACAACAUGAUGAGGCGGUGGCCGCUGCGGAAAACGCCGUCUCUUCACUUGAAGAACAAAUCUUACUGCAGCAAAAGGAACAAUUGCCGGGUUGUGCUAUGAUGCUUGUAGUAGGUUUGUAUAACUUGGGCGUUUCACUGGAGCGACGUGGUCGUGAUGGGGAUAGUGAAAAGGCUCGUGUGGCUUAUCAUAAAUCAUUAGAAGCGAGUCGGAGGUUUUUUGUGGAUCCAAACUGUCCAACAGUCGAACUUGCCAUGGCGGCUAUUCGUCGCAUGCAUGCAGUACCAACAUUUCGAAAAGAUACCAUUGAAUCUGCCGGAAGAGUAACAACAACAACUACUACAACAACUACUACAACAGCAACAACGACGAUCGCAGCAAGAAUUGAACCACCAGCAAUACCCGCCGCAUCCGCCGUGCCGAGUUCAACGGAGAGUUUUAUAGAUGCGGAGAAAAUAACAGAGGCGAGAAUUUCUAUAGUGGAGCAAGCGGCAAUGAGUACGGCAUCCAAGUCUAGUUCUGGAUCCCAAUCGUGUUCAAUUUCAUCCUUUACAAGGCGACCACAUCAAGUUAAACACUCGCAAUCCAGAAAAGAAAAGCCAAAAGAGGAGUUACAGGUUCAACAAGAAAAAGUGAAACACGAUGAAGAAGAAGAAGAGACAGUAAAAGAAAAAGAAAAAGAACGUUUACGAAAAGAACGGUACGAGGAAGAGGAAUUAGAAGAGUUACGGCGGAGACAAGAACAUUUAGAAGAGCAAAUGCGAGAGUUGGAGGGGGAGCAAAAUGUACUCUUACACCAGCAACAACAAGAACAAGAAGAAGAAGAACAAAGACAAAAGCAGUUACAACAAGAGAAAGAACAGGAACAACGGUUAAGAUUACAACAACAACAACAAGAACAACAACAACAAGCCCGAGUUACUCGGUUGAUGCCACUCAGGGAAGCAGGAUCUUCAAGCAAUCAAUGGGCACAGCCAACCCGAAUCUCUAGUGGAAGAGCCUCAUCAGAUCGUGGUAUGAUCUCCGUUUCAGUUUCCCCCACCACCAAGUUGUUGUCUAAAUCUAAUCCAACUCAACGUUCUUCUGUAGGACCUCCUUUACCACUCCCUCCCACGAUGGAAGGAUUACGUGCACAGACGGUUCCAGGCAUUACCCGACAACAGGGAGAGCGAUUUGGUUCAGUUUCCAGUUCUUUACGAUUAGAUAUCUCUACAGGAGGUUCAGUAGAUCCUAUGCUGCGACUCCCAACCCCAAUGUAUGAAGAGACUCGAUAUAGUAUUUCACGUCCUCCUGUACUUGCCCCAAUAUCUAAUCCUUCUAAAACACCAUUGACUUCAAUGAGAACACUCUCUGAACCACCACAAACUCAAAGCCUUAUAGCGUCACUUCAACAGAAACGUUCUAGUAAAUCAAAGGAGUUGUCUUCUUCACAAUUAUCAAGUUAUUUAAAUCCUUUUGGUCGACGUAUGUUUGGCAGUAUGGCUCCUCAAGAUAUCUCAGAUUCUUCUUCUUCUCAACCACAACGAUGGGCAUUGUCAGGGAGUGAAGCGGUAGCAAUGGAGAAACAUAUUCAACGAGCACAAUUACGACAAAUGAAAACAGAAGAAACGAGAAGAAAAUCGGAAUUUUCUGGUAGAAGGGGUAGUGCACUCGCUAAAGCGAAAGAACGUGAACAAAAACGAUUAGCUAAAGAACAAGCAAAACAAGAUAUUGAAAUGGCUGAAUCCUUAUAUGAAAAAUUAGUAAAUGGAAUGCGUGCAGAAGAAAUGCAUCGUUGUAAUCGUGCUGCUACACUUAUUCAACGUAUUUGGCGAGGAUGUAUGGCUCGUACACUUAUUCAUCGUAUGGUUAUUUCAGCUAAAAAGAUACAACGUGUAUUUCGUAUCUAUCUUGUAGCUUUACUUGCCGCACGACGUGCAGAAGAAGAGCGAUUGGCCCGAAUUAAAGCGGCACGUGAAAAACAAGAAACGGAAGCGGCUAUAGUUUUACAAACAAGAGUUCGACAAUUCUUACGUCGUCUUGAGAUUAGACGAGCAUAUAUUGCGAAAAAGAUGCGACGCUAUUAUGCGGCACGUAGAAUUCAACGUGGAUUCCGAGCUUUUCUUAAAUGGCGUGAAGAACAUCUCGCCGCUUUAAUGGAAGCCCAACGGCUUGAAGAUGAGAGACAAAUGCGAAUAGCUGAAAAUGCGGCAAGACGUAUACAAUGGGCAUUUAAACGUUAUUUAAAACGAAAAGAAGAGAUAAAGGCAUCACAAAUACAACAACAACGAGAACGAGCAGCGGCAGUUAUUCAAGCACAUGUACGUGGUAUUUUAGCAAGAGCAUGGUUCCGUUACUACAAAUCUUAUCGUCGUGAACAAGAACUUAAAUCUGCAGUCAAUCAAAAACGUAUUAUUAUGAUACAAGCUGCAGCCAGAAGUAUUCUUGCUGUUCGUCUUCGACGUACAAAAGAAGUGGAACUUGUCAAUCGUUUACGACAACAUCAAUUUAAUCGUGCCGCUACAAAAAUACAAUGUCAAUGGCGUAACCUUGUGGCCCGAACUAAAUUGGAACGUUUACGUGCAGAAAGAGAAAUUCAAGAUAGACGUGCGAGACGUAUUCAACGAUGGUAUGCUACUUGUAUCUUGCGUCGUAGAUUUCUUGAAAUUCGAGAAGCCAAUCGACGAAACAAUGCGGCUGAAAAGAUUCAGAAUUGGUUCCGUAAUCUUAAAAUACAACGAAAAGAAAAGGAAACGACCCGUUAUCAUGCUAAUUUGGCUCGUCGUCAACGUUUAGAAAGACUUCAAGCACAUUCUUUACUUUUACUUCAAGCUUGGGCAAAGGCUUAUUUAAGUACUUUACUUGUGAGAAGUGUACGGUGUUCUUUUCUUCGACUCACCCUUUAUGGAGAAGAAUUUCAACGUAUUGGAAGGGGAUAUGCCGAUCGUCGAGCUCUUUCUCAAUUCAGAUGUCGUGUUAUUAAUGAAGCUCGAAUGCGAGUGGAAAUGGAACGAAAAAUAGCAGCUGCUUGUAUUAUUCAACGGGCAUGGAGAUGUGCGGCGGCUAAGGAUAGAGUAGAACAUAUGAGAAGAAGUGUGGCAGCUGCUGUUGUGAUUUCUAAACACUACCGAGGAUAUUUAUGCCGUAAAGAAUUAAAACGUUUACGGGAGGCAAAACGAUUAGAAAAAGAAACUCGUGCGGCUAUAACAUUACAACGAGCUGCACGUCAAUUUCUUAAACGUUUGGAACUUGUUCGUCUUGAUCAUUAUUAUAGACAACGUCAACAAAAGAAACUUCUCGCUUUACGACGUGUGGAAGCUACUACAAUUUUACAAGCAGCUUGGCGUGGACGUGCAACGCGAAAAGCCCUUCAAAAGGAACGAAAAGCAUUAGAAGAAUUAGCUUCUUAUGCAGUUAAGAUUCAACGUACAUGGCGAGCAAGUAAAUUCCGUCGAAAGAUUAAUGUUGAAGUAUCACGACGUUCACUUCAACGUAUGAGUCGAAAUCGUGCUGCUUUAAAAAUACAAUGUUUCUGGAGAAAAAUGAUGGCAGCAGAAGUGGUGGCUCGUUUACGUGAAUCUAAUAGGAUUCGAUGCAAUAAAGUUAUUAUUAUUCAACGUUGGUGGCGUUGUAUUCUGGCAAAAUAUGAAUUAGAAUCUCUUAAAGCGAAACGUGAAGAAGAAAUUGCAUUACAACUUCAUUAUGCAGCUAAAUGGGAUACUUUGGUAACUCUUAUUAAUGCAGUACUUCGAACACGAUUAGCUCAGGAACAGUUACUAAUUCGUAAACGAAAAUAUCUUCUUACACAACUUACAGAUAAGGAACGUGAUCGUUUCUUACGUCGUCAUACUGCAGCUACAAAAAUACAAGCCAUUUAUAGAGGUCAUUAUGAACGAGUUUAUGCUCGUGGUUUGCGUAGGGCAAAGGAAGAAGAAGAACGUUGUAAAAAAGAACGUGAAGCUUUAGAAAGACGUAGUGCUAUAAGAAUACAAUGUGCCUAUAGAAAAUGGCGAGCUAUUUGUGAAGCAAAUCUUAGGCGUGUAACGAAGAGAGAAAAAUUAUUACAAGAGGAGAUUGAUCAUUAUACUACUAUUGAUCCUCAUGAUAUGGUUCGGCAGUUAUUCUGGGUUCAUGAAUCCGUUAUUAAACGUGAUUUAGUAAAGGAACGUAUUGAACGUGGAAAUCAACGUAUUCAAGCGGCUAUAAUAAUUCAGAAAAAUGUACGAAAGUGGAUUGCAAAGAAACGAAUUGAAAAAAUGCGACGUGAAGCUGUGGAAACACAAGCCGUCAAAAUUAUUCAAGAUCAUUGGAAACAAUAUAGGGCUGGUGAAUUACAGAAAGAAUUUAAAAGACAAAAUCAAGCAGCUGUUACUAUUCAAGCUCGUUUCCGUGGUUAUCUAGUGAGACGUGAUUGGGAACAAUGGCGAAAACAAAUGGCAUUUGAGCGCCAACAUGAAGUGAUGGAGGAAGAUGUGUAUGAUAAGGCCGCGACUGUACUUCAAUCCUUCUGGCGUCGUAUAAUGUCUGAACGGAUCGCACAGAGACUACGGGAGGAAAGAGAAGAAAACAAAUUGCAACAUGUAUUAGAUGAAGCUGCCACCACUAUUCAACGUGCUUACCGUCGUUACAGGUUGCGGUGUACGACAAGUGGUAAGUGA
This is a messenger RNA of Trypanosoma theileri, 5280 nucleotides long. RefSeq lists its product as uncharacterized. Gene Ontology annotation, cellular component: spindle pole. The coding region runs from base 1 to 5280 and encodes 1759 amino acids. Gene Ontology annotation, molecular function: protein binding. The record is from RefSeq and is a predicted model, not a curated record. The transcript has a single exon. Lineage: Eukaryota; Euglenozoa; Kinetoplastea; Trypanosomatida; Trypanosomatidae. Gene Ontology annotation, biological process: establishment of meiotic spindle localization; spindle organization; mitotic cell cycle.